AUGUAUUCACUUCUCAAUGAAACAAGAAACUGUCAAGUGUGCAAGAAAUCAUUUCCAAAUGGGAGAGCUUUAGGAGGUCACAUGAGGUCUCACAGUCGGAAAAUUUCGGCAUCAAACGCAAAAUCAGCAACUGGCUCGACCGUCCCAACAUUGAAGACACCCACCAAACUCGCAGCAAAUAUCAGACCUAAUGAAACAGUUUUGAUGAGAUCUGUCCACACAAGUGAAGUUGGUCGGGAACCAGAUCUAAAGAGAGAAGAAGGUGGACAACAAAUAAAAGGCAAGAGAAAGUUCGUCGUGGAUGUAGAUGAGUGUCCGAGUUCUUUAACAGCGGUUGAAGAAGGUGCUUUGUGUCUUGUAGCAAUGUCUAAGGGACAGAGACCAGCAAAUUCUCAGAAUUGGAAUGCUAUUGACCGCUUGUUAGCAACUCCAAAUGAAAAAGAAGAAUAUACUCGAAAGUCCAUCGAUAUAGAUUCUGCUGAUGAUGACAAAGAAGACAAAGAUAAGUAUGUUGCUUCAAAUGUGAGAGUCUUAACAGAAGAUAUCGAUGAAAAUGAAGAUGAGGAUGAUGACGAUGAAACAUAUUUAGUUGAGAAGGAGAAUCAGUGUAAGAAAAAAUUUACGUGUGAUAUAUGUGGAAAAGUUUUGCAUUCGUAUCAGGCAUUAGGUGGUCAUCGAACGAGUCACAAGACCAAACGAUUGAAGAUUUGUGACAAGAAUGGUCAAGCCAUGGUUCGACAUUACAAAUGUGAAAUAUGUGGCAGAGUGUUUGAAUCCGGUCAAGCACUUGGUGGUCACAAGAAGGUUCAUUAUGUGUUUCUAUAA
This is a messenger RNA of Brassica oleracea var. oleracea, 825 nucleotides long. Its product is annotated as zinc finger protein ZAT1. The coding region runs from base 1 to 825 and encodes 274 amino acids. Gene Ontology annotation, biological process: regulation of DNA-templated transcription. NCBI's taxonomy places the organism in Eukaryota, Viridiplantae, Streptophyta, Magnoliopsida, Brassicales, Brassicaceae. The record is from RefSeq and is a predicted model, not a curated record. The transcript has a single exon.